GUACUACUAGGAAUAUGAACUAAUUUUCAAACUAUAUAGGUUGUCUCCAAAAUAAAAUUGUAUACAUGUUUUAGAGAGAAAUAGUGUAACAUCUGACAUUAUACUUUUAACAUUUUCAGGUUUGAAAACACAAUGGCAGGAAACAGUCUCGUUUUACCCAUUGUUCUGUGGGGCCGCAAAGCACCAACACAUUGUAUCUCAGCGAUACUCUUAACAGAAGAUGGGUCCACAAUUGUAACAGGAUGCCAUGAUGGGCAGAUAUGUCUCUGGGACCUUUCAGGAGAGUUGGAAGUUAAUCCUCGAGCUCUGUUAUUUGGUCAUACAGCUUCAAUCACUUGCUUGUCCAAAGCCUGUGCUUCCAGUGAAAAGCAGUAUAUUGUGAGUGCAUCUGAGAGUGGAGAGAUGUGCCUCUGGGAUGUGAAUGAUGGCAGAUGUAUUGAGUUUACAAAGUUAGCCUGCACACAUACUGGCAUACAGUUCUACCAAUUCUCUGUUGGAAACCAGCGUGAAGGAAGGCUUUUAUGCCACGGACAUUACCCUGAAAUCCUUGUUAUAGAUGCGACCAGCCUUGAGGUGCUCUACUCCUUGGUGUCAAAGAUCUCACCUGAUUGGAUUAGCUCCAUGAGUAUUAUUCGGUCCCACCGAACACAAGAGGACACUGUAGUGGCACUCUCGGUGACAGGCAUCCUGAAGGUGUGGAUCGUGACUUCUGAUGCUGGUGGCAUGCAGGAUACUGAGCCAAUAUUUGAGGAGGAAUCUAAACCUAUUUAUUGUCAGAACUGCCAAAGCAUCUCCUUCUGCGCGUUCACACAAAGCUCAUUGUUGGUUGUGUGUUCCAAAUACUGGAGGGUGUUUGAUGCUGGGGACUAUUCCCUGUUGUGUUCAGGCCCCAGUGAAAAUGGGCAGACGUUGACCGGAGGGGAUUUUGUGUCAGCAGAUAAAGUCAUUAUCUGGACUGAAAAUGGGCUGAGUUAUAUUUACAAACUACCUGCCAGUUGCCUUCCAGCCAGUGAUUCAUUCCGCAGUGACGUGGGCAAAGCAGUGGAACAUCUGGUCCCUCCUGUACAGUGCAGCCUCUUGGACCGAAAAGAUAAAGAGUUGCUGAUAUGCCCUCCUGUUACUCGGUUCUUCUAUGGACGCAGGGAAUAUUUCCAUAAACUGUUAAUUCAGGGUGAUUCUUCUGGAAGAUUAAAUAUCUGGAACAUCUCAGACACAGAUGAUAAGCAAGGUGAGGAUGAGCUGGAGAUGACAACUUCUAUUAGUUUGCAAGAGGCGUUUGAUAAGCUGAGUCCUUGUCCUGCUGGAAUAAUAGAUCAGCUGAGUGUGAUUCCCAAUAGCAACGAGCCCCUGAAAGUGACUGCGAGUGUGUACAUUCCAGCCCAUGGACGGCUCGUGUGUGGCCGUGAAGAUGGAAGCAUAGUCAUUGUGCCUGCCACGCAGACAGCCAUAGUACAGCUGUUGCAAGGGGAACACAUGCUCAGAAGAGGUUGGCCACCUCACAGGACACUCCGGGGCCAUCGGAACAAAGUCACCUGUUUGCUCUAUCCACAUCAGGUCUCGGCUCGCUAUGACCAGCGCUACCUGAUAUCUGGAGGUGUGGACUUCUCCGUCAUCAUUUGGGACAUAUUUUCUGGAGAGAUGAAACACAUCUUCUGUGUUCAUGGUGGCGAGAUCACUCAACUUCUAGUUCCACCUGAAAACUGCAGUGCGCGAGUGCAGCAUUGCAUCUGCUCCGUGGCCAGUGACCACUCAGUGGGACUUCUCAGCUUGCGCGAAAAAAAGUGCAUCAUGCUGGCAUCACGUCACCUGUUCCCUGUUCAGGUCAUCAAGUGGAGGCCUUCUGACGAUUACCUGGUGGUGGGAUGCUCGGAUGGCUCUGUCUAUGUCUGGCAAAUGGAUACUGGUGCACUGGAUCGCUGUGUGAUGGGAAUCACGGCGGUGGAGAUCCUCAAUGCUUGUGAUGAAGUUGUUCCCGCUGCCAUGGAUUCACUCAGCCAUCCAGCAGUGAACCUCAAACAAGCCAUGACAAGACGUAGUCUCGCUGCUCUCAAAAAUAUGGCCCAUCAGAAGCUGCAAACCCUUGCAACUAACCUCUUGGCUUCUGAGGCAUCUGACAAGGGGAAUUUACCUAAAUAUUCUCAUAACUCCCUGAUGGUUCAAGCAAUAAAGACAAACCUGACAGACCCAGACAUCCACGUGCUUUUCUUUGAUGUGGAAGCGUUGAUUAUUCAACUGCUGACUGAAGAAGCCUCUAGGCCGAAUACUGCGCUUAUUUCCCCUGAGAAUUUGCAAAAAGCAUCUGGCAGUUCAGACAAAGGGGGCUCUUUCCUAACUGGAAAACGAGCAGCAGUUCUCUUCCAACAAGUGAAAGAGACUAUCAAAGAGAACAUAAAGGAGCACCUCCUGGACGAUGAAGAGGAGGAUGAGGAGGUAAUGAGGCAGAGAAGAGAAGAAAGUGAUCCCGAGUACCGGGCCAGCAAAUCCAAGCCAUUGACCCUCUUAGAAUAUAAUUUAACUAUGGACACUGCCAAGCUGUUCAUGUCCUGCCUUCACGCCUGGGGUUUGAAUGAAGUUCUGGAUGAAGUCUGCCUCGAUCGCCUUGGAAUGCUGAAACCCCACUGCACAGUAUCCUUUGGCCUCUUAUCAAGAGGAGGCCACAUGUCAUUGAUGCUGCCUGGUUAUAAUCAGUCAGCUUGUAAGCCACCCCACGGGAAAGCAGAAGCAGGAAGCAAGCUGCUGCCAACAGAGGGCAUAGGAAAGGGCACUUACGGAGUGUCAAGAGCCGUCACCACACAGCACCUGCUGUCCAUCAUAUCGUUGGCCAAUACUUUAAUGAGCAUGACCAAUGCAACCUUCAUUGGUGAUCACAUGAAGAAGGGUCCUACCAGGCCGCCUAGACCAAGCACCCCUGACCUUUCUAAGGCACGGGGUUCCCCCCCAACUUCCAGUAACAUUGUGCAAGGACAGAUUAAACAAGCUGCUGCACCUGUCGUUUCCGCUCGGUCUGAUGCUGACCAUGCCGGCUCUGACCCUGCUUCCACUGCUGCUUUACAUACCUGUUUCUUAGUAAAUGAAGGAUGGAGUCAGUUGGCUGCUAUGCAUUGUGUCAUGCUGCCUGACCUGCUGGGACUAGAUAAAUUCCGGCCUCCACUUCUAGAAAUGCUGGCUCGAAGAUGGCAAGAUCGAUGCUUGGAGGUAAGAGAAGCUGCCCAAGCCCUUCUUCUAGCAGAACUGAGAAGAAUUGAGCAGGCAGGCAGGAAGGAAGCUAUCGAUGCCUGGGCCCCUUAUUUGCCUCAGUACAUGGACCACGUCAUAUCACCUGGGGUCACAGCAGAAGCCAUGCAGACACUCCCUGCUGCCCCUGACACCUCAGGCCCUGAAGCCAAGGUCCAAGAGGAAGAGCAUGACCUUGUGGACGAUGACAUCACCACGGGUUGCUUAUCAAGUGUCCCGCAAAUGAAAAAAAUUUCCACGUCUUACGAAGAAAGACGCAAGCAAGCCACUGCUAUCGUUUUGCUGGGAGUCAUAGGAGCCGAGUUUGGUGCUGAAAUUGAGCCGCCGAAACUGUUGACGAGACCUCGAAGCUCGAGUCAGAUUCCUGAAGGUUUUGGUUUGACCAGCGGUGGAUCCAACUACUCUCUGGCCAGACACACUUGCAAGGCGCUGACGUUUCUCCUGCUGCAGCCCCCAAGCCCCAAGCUGCCCGCACACAGCACCAUCCGGAGGACAGCCAUCGACCUGAUCGGACGAGGCUUCACGGUGUGGGAGCCGUACAUGGACGUGUCGGCUGUUUUGAUGGGUCUUCUCGAACUCUGUGCUGAUGCUGAAAAGCAGCUGGCCAACAUCACAAUGGGGCUGCCCCUGAGCCCGGCAGCUGACUCCGCCCGCUCUGCAAGGCAUGCCCUCUCACUCAUUGCCACUGCCAGACCACCGGCCUUCAUCACCACCAUAGCCAAGGAGGUGCACAGACAUACAGCUCUUGCAGCAAACACCCAAUCGCAGCAGAAUAUACACACCACGACUCUUGCUCGAGCUAAAGGGGAGAUUCUUAGAGUCAUUGAAAUUCUCAUUGAAAAGAUGCCCACGGAUGUUGUGGAUCUCCUUGUGGAGGUAAUGGACAUCAUUAUGUACUGCCUUGAAGGGUCUUUGGUGAAGAAGAAAGGACUUCAGGAGUGUUUUCCAGCCAUCUGCAGGUUCUACAUGGUCAGCUAUUACGAGCGGAAUCACAGAAUAGCGGUGGGGGCGCGGCAUGGUUCAGUGGCCCUGUACGACAUCCGGACUGGAAAAUGUCAGACCAUCCAUGGACACAAAGGACCCAUCACGGCAGUGGCCUUUGCUCCUGAUGGACGCUACCUUGCCACCUACUCCAACACUGACAGCCACAUCUCCUUCUGGCAGAUGAACACAUCACUGCUGGGAAGCAUUGGCAUGCUGAACUCGGCACCUCAGCUGCGCUGCAUUAAAACCUACCAGGUGCCCCCCGUGCAGCCGGCCUCACCUGGCUCCCACAACGCCCUCAGACUGGCACGGCUCAUCUGGACUUCCAACCGCAACGUCAUCCUCAUGGCGCACGACGGCAAGGAGCACCGCUUCAUGGUGUAGAGCCGGCAUCUGGCGCCCUAACUGCGUUUUAGUUCUCUACAUUCUCUAGGCUGCCAUCACCCUGUCCCUGCACUGGGCCUUCUGACCCUGGUGUUGUGCGAGGGUGCGGCCAGGUGUGUGUCACUUGCGCAUGCCCCUCAGGGGCAGACCCUCACACAGGCCACCUAUCGAUUCCGAGGCGCGCACACUGUUCUAGAGGAUGCGGCCGCUCUGUCACUCGGUAGGUUUUCCCUGCCAGCGAGGGGAGGGAGAGUCGGCGGUUCCUGGGAACGCUCUUGUCGCUUGGCGCAACAGAAGCCCAAAAAUCAAUAACCACUGUGAUCGCACUCCCAGCCCCAGUCAGUGUUGCAGCCACGAAGCCGCUGCUCUGAGGCACUGCUCGUAUCCGGAUCUGACAUGGGCGUCGAGGUGAUGUGGCGGCCCUCGUUAUUGCGAUUAUUCCCCUCUGAUUUUCCUGAAGCAUACCAUUGUUUACCAAAAAGAUUGUGUGUUUACGGGCUGUUUCCUUCUGGUGAUUGCUGGGAAAUCCCUCGAUCUAGUUUGCUAGGGUUUAGCCACUACCUUCUCGGUUAAUACCCAGCCAAUUUAAGUUAAUGAGAAAAUGCACGCUAACAAUUUUUUUCCCUCGUAGAAAAUACGAUUUUCUAGUCUCUUAGCCUUUUAAAGUAUUCGUAUCCUGAUUAAAUGACAGUUUAUUUAGUAGGCUUAAAAUAAGGCUCAUCAUCACCUCCAAUCAAUUGAUAUAAUUAUCGAGGCGCUAUCACUAAUCUCUUAGAGCUGCUCUGAUGGAAGCAUGGCCGAGCUCUAAAAUGAAGACCUUGUAAUUCUUUGCUGAGAUAGUUUUCGUUCGGACAGCUUUUCCCUUCCCUACAGAAGCCUGACAAAGCCGUGCCUCCUGAGUGUAUGACCCAUGUCCAUGAUCGUGUGAUAGACAGCUCAGCUUUCAAAGCCCUACUGAUGAAUUAAAGUGAAGCAAAGAAGGCAUAUCUCCAAAAACAAGUAACCUAGAAGUUUAGCAACUCUGGCACAGCAUCUUGUAUGCACAGUUUAUUUAAAUACAGGAGUGUAUAUAAAAACGCGCGGUUCUCGAUUCGUUUGUACAGUCGUUGCAAUGAAUGUGUUCUUCAGCUAGAUCACUUUCUUCUUGUUAUAUCAAAUUAUGCUGAUUCCUGCUUAUAGCGAUGGGGAAAAAUCCACGAAUGUAGCGAUGGGAAAAAAUGCACAAGCUAAUAUUUUGCAUGAAGUACUCCUAUCAGACCUUGAGCUGUACAUGGUUGUGGGUUUUGUAGAUUGGGUGGCUGUUGGUUGUUUCAGUAGUUGGAAAGAGUGAUAUGAAAUUGAGAGGAAAAAUUACAAAGUUUAUAGAGGAAGCAAAACGAUAAUGGAAGCAUUUAAUCUGAAAAGCAUAGCUUGUCAAAAUGUAUGUAAUAAGCAGAAAAGUAAUAUCAGAGUCCAGGAGCAAAUACAUUCAGUUAUUUUACAGAAAUAGAUUUUUAAGGAACAUAUUUAAGAAGUUAGUAUCAAUAGGUUGUCCCUCCCAUUUGAACAUGAAAUGUGUUCUUUCCUGUGACGGCAAAUCUGUACUAAGCCCUUGGUUUUAGACAUUGGGUAUUCCCUCAAAGUGAAUGUAUGCCACAUGCAUGUCUGUUGUGUUUGUAAUGGUGAAGUGUGUAGUUUCCAAGGAAGACACAAACAACUCUCCAGCAUGGACCGUGUGUGCUCCGUGACCCUGCUGUGCUGUGUGGAUAGUUAGAGCCACAGGGCGUGAGCCGAAAGCUGCACUUGAUCUAUCCUGUCUGCACUCAGCAUGUCUUUACUUUGUGGAAGUUAAUUUAUUCUAGAUCACAAACUACCUGGAAUAUUGUAGAGUUGUUUUUUUUUAAUCAAAAUGUCCUACAGGGGAGGAGGAAGGUGUGGGGUGGGUAGGUAACCAGAGAUGCAUUGGUGGAACCCCUGUGGCAACGAAGAGCUGUGAAGACCUCGGGAGUGAAACUCUGGAUGCUGGACACACACCGGGGUCCUGUCUGCUCGGCCGGGCGAACAUGCUGCCUGCACAGAGGCUGGCACCUGAUGGCUAGACAGGCAGCCCUGACUCCAAAGCGCACAGUUGCAUCCUUGUUAGGAGCGGCAUCUCCAUGGCUUCCUUCACGGCUGCCGUCCCAGACCUCCUCCCAGCUCAGAUUUCUCAACACUGAUGCAAACUUGGUAUUGUCAUCCUAGCGUACAUGGUUAGUGUUUUAUUGAUUUCAUUGGCACUGUGUUUGGACCUGUCCUUGUAAACAGAGACACAUGUGGCUUCAGUGGUAAAUUUACAAGCAAAAGAUGACAUGACGUGACACCUGUAUGAAAAUGUUGCAAUGGUUGAACCCACUGUGUACAGCAACCGAAUUAAAAUGUCGGCCUCUCAAGGCAUUUCUGGAGGAGUCCACUUAAUACAUUCUAUGUGUACUGAAUGUCCCCACGUACAUACAUGUGAUCAUUAAAAUGGAAUUGUACUGAA
Molecule: messenger RNA, 7102 nt
Organism: Ochotona curzoniae (black-lipped pika)
Lineage: Eukaryota; Metazoa; Chordata; Mammalia; Lagomorpha; Ochotonidae
Gene: WDR7
Product: WD repeat domain 7
Exons: 27
Coding region: 133-4602 (1489 amino acids)
Cellular component (GO): cytoplasm
Molecular function (GO): protein binding
Source: RefSeq, a predicted model, not a curated record